AUGAACAAACACACCAAGAAUCUUUUGGUUUUUCUUUUAAUUACAGGACCUGGAUUGAUUUUGUCCGUGCAUGCGGCUUUAUGCGAUCCGUCAAUCGCCCCCUGUCGUGAAGGCAGUUGUAUGCCGUGCAAUUUGGGAAAAAAGCAACCUGUGGAACAAGACGAUUGCACGGAACCGAAUGGAUGCCCUGAAGUCACCAUGGUAAAAAUGGAACCACCUGCCUCGGUGUUUGAAUUUAGGCCCCAAUCACGGUUCACUAAGCCACCCACUACCUGUUUAUUUUGUCUCUUUAACUGGAAUGGAUUUUUUUGGUAUUAUAAUGAUUAA
Molecule: messenger RNA, 327 nt
Organism: Macrosiphum euphorbiae (potato aphid)
Lineage: Eukaryota; Metazoa; Arthropoda; Insecta; Hemiptera; Aphididae
Source: the annotation of a GenBank genome assembly